This is a messenger RNA of Nannospalax galili (Upper Galilee mountains blind mole rat), 2499 nucleotides long. It is a transcript of the gene Suv39h1, whose product is annotated as suppressor of variegation 3-9 homolog 1. Gene Ontology annotation, molecular function: protein binding; zinc ion binding; histone H3K9 methyltransferase activity. Bases 214 to 1455 code for a protein of 413 amino acids. Gene Ontology annotation, cellular component: nucleus. The record is from RefSeq and is a predicted model, not a curated record. The transcript has 6 exons. NCBI's taxonomy places the organism in Eukaryota, Metazoa, Chordata, Mammalia, Rodentia, Spalacidae.
GGCGCGGGGCUGCAGAGGCUGCGCGGGCUCUGCCGGCUACGCCAGGGGGUCUGCGGCCGUGCGUAGCCGAGCCGGCGUGCCCACGCACGGGGGCUUGACGAAGAAGCCGCAGCCGCGCGCAAAAAAAGCGCUCCCGUGACCGUUAGCCUUUCGGUUUCCACGCGAGACGCCGGAAGGAGCAUAAGAAGACGGGGAACGGACCCCUCUCUCACGAUGGGGGAACAGGCGACUCAAGGCUUCAGUGUGUGCUGUAAAUCGUCGUGGAAUCAGCUGCAGGAUCUGUGCCGGCUAGCCAAGCUUUCCUGUCCUGCCCUUGGCAUUUCUAAGAGGAACCUCUAUGACUUUGAAGUGGAAUACCUUUGUGAUUAUAAGAAGAUCCGUGAGCAGGAGUAUUACCUGGUUAAGUGGCGUGGAUACCCUGACUCAGAGAGCACCUGGGAACCAAGGCAGAAUCUUAAAUGUGUGCGCAUUCUUAAGCAGUUCCACAAGGACUUAGAAAAGGAACUGCUCCGGAGGCACCGCAGGUCAAAGCCACCACGAUAUCUGGACCCAAACUUGGCCAGCUACCUAGUACAGAAGGCCAAGCAGAGGCGAGCACUUCAGUACUGGGAGCGAGAGCUCAAUACCAAGCGCAAUCACCUGGGACGCAUCACUGUAGAAAAUGAGGUGGACCUGGAUGGCCCUCCACGGGCUUUUGUAUAUAUCAACGAGUACCGUGUUGGUGAGGGCAUCACCCUCAACCAAGUCGCUGUUGGUUGUGAGUGUCAGGACUGUCUGUUGGCACCCACCGGAGGCUGCUGCCCUGGAGCAUCCCUGCACAAGUUUGCCUACAAUGACAAAGGCCAAGUGCGACUGAGAGCUGGGCAGCCCAUCUAUGAGUGCAACUCCCGCUGUCGCUGUGGCCAUGACUGCCCCAACCGUGUAGUCCAGAAAGGCAUCCGCUAUGACCUCUGCAUCUUCCGCACAGAUGAUGGGCGUGGCUGGGGUGUCCGCACACUGGAAAAGAUCCGAAAAAAUAGCUUUGUUAUGGAGUAUGUGGGAGAGAUUAUUACCUCAGAGGAGGCAGAGCGGCGGGGCCAGAUCUACGACCGCCAGGGCGCCACCUACCUCUUUGACCUGGACUACGUGGAAGACGUAUAUACUGUGGAUGCCGCCUAUUAUGGCAACAUCUCCCACUUUGUCAACCAUAGUUGUGAUCCCAACCUGCAGGUGUACAACGUGUUCAUAGACAACCUUGAUGAGCGCCUACCCCGCAUCGCUUUCUUUGCCACAAGAACCAUCUGGGCAGGCGAGGAGCUCACCUUUGAUUACAACAUGCAAGUAGACCCCGUCGACAUGGAGAGUACCCGCAUGGACUCCAACUUUGGCCUGGCUGGGCUUCCCAGCUCCCCAAAGAAACGGGUCCGUAUUGAAUGCAAAUGUGGGACAGCUGCCUGCCGAAAAUACCUCUUCUAGCCCUGAGAAGUCUUGAGGCCAGGCUCACCGAAGGGGCCUGAAGCCACCUGCCUCUCUGCUACUGCUGCCCUCUUGUCGAGAAUGACCGUCAGAGCCUUGCUUGCCUCCACCUGCCCCCACCUGGUCCACUUGCUCCAGGGUCAGGGCUAAAGUGACAGUACCCUUUCUGUGUUCUUUUCCCCUGUCUCAGCCCCAUUAGGGGUUGCACUUACAGCCCCCAUUUCCGUUUUCAGAAAUUUUUCACGUUAGGAUUUUCUGGAAUUGGGAUUCAUGUCACAUAGAGGUCCAAAGAGUGAGCAACUCGGCCCUUGAACAGAAAGAUUUUUUUUUGAUAGCAUCUCUAUAGCUCAGGCUAGUGUUGAACUCUCAGUCCUCCUGCCUCAGUGUGUACACCCAGUUAAGAUGUUUUGUUUUGUUUUUGUAUCUGCUUCUGCUUGGAGCCUAUGUGGUCUAUUAAAGUCUUCCUCACUGCUCCAAGGAUAUGAGGAAGCAACCCCCAGACAGACUUCAGACAGCUACCAGCCCAGCAUAAAGCUGGAUCUGUACUCACAGAGCCUUUAUACUUGUGAAAGAAAAAGUCUCCUGAACUGGGGGGCUAAGGGUUAUGCUGCCUAGUAUUGACCUUAAGACCCAUAGUGUGUUUCGGAGUUGCUCAUCUGAGAAGUAGAUGUCCAAGUGCCACUGGAAUGGGGAUGGACUGGAUGUCCGUGGCCUACUGGCCAGCCCCUGCCAGCCCCACAGGAAAGUUAGGGCAGAGUUUUGUCAUUGGGAAGAAAAGAAUGUCCCAGGCUUUCUGGAGUGCUGGGUGUGCUAGAAGCACUGCCUUGGGGUGUGAUGACUGCCAGAACUAUGGAAGCUGGAACCAAGACCUAGAUAGCCUAUAGAUAGCACUUAGGACAGUAACAGUAAUGUGUGUUGAUUAGAGCUGAAGAGGUGCCAGGCACUGGGUAGAGCACCUGGUCCAUAUGGAUUGUCUCAGGGAAGCUUUAAAAACCACAGAGGUGGAGCCCAGGAAAAAGCCCAUGUAGCAGAAGGCAACAUACA